UAACUUUGGUACUGCAUUUAAUAAUAUUAAGACGUCAUCCACUGAUGCGUGUUUCGCAUUUAUUUGCGCCAAGCUCCAGACGCAUUUUGGUUAAACGAUUAAAUGCGGAACCUUUCUGUAUGGCCCCGGAGCCCGCACGGAAUGUUUUGAGCGUUACACCACGGAGCUGUCAAAACAACAGAAGCUUCACCAGGACAGUAAGGCCGGCAAGAUGGCCCAGACAGACAGCAAGGUGCUGGUUCUGGGAGCGUUGGCUGGAGUAGCGGGGAUCGGCUUGGCUGUCGCGUGCUACCAGGGUUAUAGGUCCAGACGAAGAGGCUCAUGGCCGGCGUUCCACUUUAACCGCACCAGCGAACAGAGUCCGGGCGUCAUGAUGUUGGACGGUCCCGGGGUCGGGGGACACUCAGAGGUGCUGGAGCGCCUUGAAGCCCUGUUCCAGUGUGUGUCCGAGCUGAAGAACGAGAUGAAGGCGCUGAAGGACACUCUGCCGACGCUGCAGGAACAAGUCAAGGAGGAGUUGAGGGGACGUGAAGGGGCACGUCGAACCAGCCCUCUCUACAGGACCACGCCGACACGAAGGAAAAGGGCGGCGGCGACCGUCGCCGGGGCAAGUUCUACGGGUCGGAGCUCAGAGGAAGCAGAGAGUGAGGGAGGGUAUAUGACUGCACUGACAGACUCUGAAGAAGAGCUACUAAGUGAUGUGGAGCAGCAGGAUGAAGAACGGCCCCCGGAUGCGUUAUCCAUCCUCCUUGAGAGGAUUGACUCUUUACAUCGGGGCAGUGAGUCUGACAAAAAGGAAAGUCUUGAUAUCCUUUUGCAGCAGAGAGAGGAGCUUGGACAGAACUCGGGUUUCCUUUGGCGGUUAAUCCGAGCUUAUUCUGAUCUUCACGACAUCAGCACCACUCUGGACGAGAAGAAGGCUCAUGCAGAAGCUGGGAAGAAAGUUGGUGAGGAGGCGGUGAUGUUGAAUCCUACAUGUGCUGAAAGUCAUCAGUGGUACGCCAUUAUGUGUGGUGUCAUGACAGAAUACGACACAAUACAAAACAAGAUAAAGAACGGCUACAUCUUUAAGGAUCAUCUGGAUAAAGCCAUUGAGCUGAAGCCGCAAGACCCCACGUCCUACUACAUGCUGGGCCGCUGGUGCUACAGUGUGGCUCAGUUAUCGUGGAUUGAGAGGAAAGUUGCUGCAAGUCUGUUUGGAGAACCGCCCAGUUCCACCAUUGAAGAUGCACUGAACAAUUUUCUAAAGGUGGAGGAGAUUCAGCCGGCGUAUUCUAAACUCAACUACGUGUAUCUCGCUAAGUGCUACAAAGACCUGGCACAGAAGGACAAGGCCAGGGAGAUGUGUGAAGCUGCUCGCUCAAUGAGGGCCGACCCCAAGGAGGAAGAAGAGGCAGAAAGGGAGCUGAGCGUGUUGUGCCCUGCGCUCGGAUUGUGACGACACUUUAAUAGUUUUUUGUUUUUUGGAAAUUUUAUUUUAAAUACACUGCAGUUGCAGUGUGUGUGUGUGUGUGUGUGUGUGUGAGAAAGAGUGCGUGGACAAACUUUAUAUUGACGGGCCAUCAUGAGUGAAGGGAGGUACUGUAUGUCGUGGCGUGAUAUAUUUAAUGGGAGCAAUAGGCCACAACAUUCAGAUUUGUGUCGAUGGAAACAGAUUUAAUAGUGAGAAAACAUCUGAUGCCUGGUUGGACCAAAUCAGUGAGAUAAUUAGAUUUCCCUCUCAAAAAAAAAAAAAAAUCAAGUCAGUUGAAUUAGUUGCACAUUAUAAUAAAUUCUGUUUGACUUUAAAAUUCUAUACAUCCAUAUAUGUAUAUCUUAUUUAUAUAGCAGCGCGUAGCAGAGAUUCUCUUACAGGUCUGAUUGCUCUGAUAGGGAUUGAUUGUAACUCCAGCGUGUUUCGAGGAUACUAAGGUUUCCUCGACAACAAAGACCUGUCACUUUUUGUGAAAGUGACCCAGAGGACUUGUUGUUCCUUCCUGUUCCGUCCUGUUUCUGUUAUGUCUCCCGUCACCAGUGGAAAUAACAAAAGCGACAUCAGACAAUAGCGCAACCCAAACAUCAUGGAAUGCCGUGACCACUGGACGACCUCCUGCUCCCGCCGCGCACACGGAUCAGCGUUAACGCUCUCUCGCGUCUCUCUGCAUCGCCACGCAUGCUGCGUCGCGAAAGGUUUUCAACGCGCCGUGAAGGCGAGAGGAACUUGUUCUUAGACGACGCGUUUCCUGAUAGUACCGGGGUCGUCGGCGCCGUUGUGCAGUCGCCUCUUCUCCGUUCAGCUGCUGUGACAGUCGCAUCACGUCCGUCAACUCUCAAUCAAGCCUUUUAUUUAUAUGAUGCAUUCAUUUGGGACCGUGCGCCUCAGAUCCUGGUCAUUGUGCCCUUUUGCAUGUUUGUCAGAUCAUGAGAAAAAAAAAAAGAAGGGGGGGUUGUGUGAAGCACCUGUGCGGAUAACAAACCCUCUCUUUCAUUUAAUGUUGAAGUCUUCCAGGAAGGUUCCUCUUCCUGUGGUUCAUCUGAAGCUUUGGAUUUUCCCACAUGUUCAUGUUUGAACUUUUAUGUUUCACCAGCCGGGAAGUCGGUUUUACUUUUCUUAUUUUACAUUUUUUCAAUAUCAACAAAAACAAUAGGAUGUCCACCUAAAUAAGUAAAGUUUUGAAGUUUUUAUAAAGUACUCAUUACACUACAUAUGCUGUGUAUAGAACAGUAUACAUAUACUGUACUGUAUUCCACAACUACUUAUUUUACUUCAAUCCAGAGUUUGCUCAGGUUGUAGUUAAGAAGAAAAGACAAUAGGGAUUCAUCAGUACCCUGAAAGAUGAAUAAUAAUUAAAGAUGUGUGUUUAAAAAAUAACUUGACAAUGAAACUAAGGGCAUUUUUAUUUUUUAUUUUAUUUUUUGGCAAACACAUGUACAUAGCAGGAGAAUCACCUCAGAGAGACUCUUUGCUUCGGGGUUCCAGUUUACAUAAUACUGCUAAUAAUGUAAUCAGAUGGAGGUGAUGUCCGAACGCCUCAUUUCAUAUCAGUUUAAUACAUUCCUGAUGUUUUCAGCUCAAUCUGAUGCAUUUUAGAUUUGCAUAUUUUAUCUUUUGUGAUGGAGGAUUUUCUUUAGUCACUCAAGUCGAUUAUAAUUUCAUUCUGUGUUAAUGUGGAGUCUACUCUGAUGUAAAAGAAUUACAACAUUUUUUUUCCCCCUACCAGCAACACGAAUGUAUUUGUUUUUAUCUUCCUUUUUUUUUUUUUUGUUUAUUUUUUUUGACAUGCCAAAGUGAGUUCUGUAUUCCUCAAUAGAGAUUAUACUGUGCGUUAUCAUAGACGGUGUGUACUGAAUGAUUAAUGGUACUGGAGUCUGUCAUUAAACCUGUGCAAUCCUGA
Mugil cephalus (flathead mullet) is the source of this 3374-nucleotide messenger RNA. RefSeq names its product regulator of microtubule dynamics protein 2. The record is from RefSeq and is a predicted model, not a curated record. Gene Ontology annotation, molecular function: microtubule binding. Bases 212 to 1438 code for a protein of 408 amino acids. Lineage: Eukaryota; Metazoa; Chordata; Actinopteri; Mugiliformes; Mugilidae. Gene Ontology annotation, cellular component: cytoplasm; mitotic spindle pole; spindle microtubule. The transcript has 11 exons.